This is a messenger RNA of Hypanus sabinus (Atlantic stingray), 5049 nucleotides long. RefSeq lists its product as uncharacterized. The record is from RefSeq and is a predicted model, not a curated record. The coding region runs from base 2642 to 3244 and encodes 200 amino acids. The transcript has 3 exons. Gene Ontology annotation, molecular function: monoatomic cation channel activity; nucleic acid binding. NCBI's taxonomy places the organism in Eukaryota, Metazoa, Chordata, Chondrichthyes, Myliobatiformes, Dasyatidae.
UCUGAAUCAGGUUUAUUAUCACUGACUUAAAUGGUGUGAAAUUUGUCGUUUUGCAGCAGCAGUUCAGUGCAAAGACAUAACAUUACCGUAAAUUAUAAAUUCAAUAAAUAAUACAAGAAAGGAAUAACAAAGUAGUUACACAAAAUUCUGGAGCAAAUCAGUAGGUCAGGCAGCAUCUGUGAAGGGGAAUUAAAGACAGUAUUUUAGGCCAAUACCCUUCAUCAGGAACUGAAACGUCUCGGGCAGCAGUGUUGACUGUUUAUUCCCUUCCAAAGGUGCUGCCUGAUGUGUGAGUUUCUCGAGAAUUCUAUGUGUGCAUUGCUCAAGACUUCCAGCAUCUGCAGAACAUGUGUCUACAAUAGUGAAGUAGUGUUCUGUUGGCAGAUGGGAAGAAGUUGUUCCUGAAUUGUUGAGUAUGGGUCUUUAGGCCCCUGUACCUCGUCUUUGAUAGUGGUAACAAAAAAAGGGCAUAGCCUACAUGAUGAAAGUCUUUAGUGAUGGAUGCUGCCUUCACUAGUUCAUUCACCAGUUCAGGCCCCUUAUUCAUCCCUGAUUCUUAAUUGCUUUAUUGCCAGCAUCCUUCAGCCACCUGGGACCAAACAUCUGGAAUCUACAAACCCCAUUUCCAGAAAAGUUGGGAUAUUUUCCAAAAUGCAAUAAAAACAAAAAUCUGUGAUAUGUUAAUUCACGUGAAUCCUUAUUUAACUGACAAAAGUACAAAGAAAAGAUUUUCAAUAGUUUUACUGACCAACUUAAUUGUAUUUUGUAAAUAUACACAAAUUUAGAAUUUGAUGGCUGCAACACACUCAACAAAAGUUGGGACAGAGUUAAAAUAAGAUUGAAAAGUGCGCAGAAUAUUCAAGUAACACCAGUUUGGAAGACUCCACAUUAAGCAGGCUAAUUGGUAGCAGGUAAGGUAGCAUGACUGGGUAUAACGUUCUCCUUCGCGUGUAACGAAACGCCGAAUUAAACGUCGAGAUAAACCACAGUCAAUAAGAACCAGAUCGCAGUAAGAUUAACCAUUUACUGUUCACUCUUCACAUUAACAUAUGGUGAAAAAGCGUUGCUCUCACUGUGAUUUCUCAUGCCUGCAAAACAACUUCUGCUCAGGUCUGCCUCGUGGUGAGCCCCCACCCUCGCGCUAAUUUCAAACGGGUACUUUCCCACAAGACGCGACGAAACCAGAUGUGACGUCAUCGCAUGCCAAUAUAUUUUACAUGCAAUGAAUAUACUUUAAACACUUCUAAUUCUAACUAGAAAAUACUAUCGAAUGAAUUACUAAGCAAAAAUAUUAUAAACUAAAUAACUGUCGUAAAGACAGCACACUGGGUAUAAAAGUAGUGUCCCUCAAAGGCUCAGUCUUUGCAAGCAAGGAUGGGUCAUGGCUCACCCCUUUGUGCCAGAAUUCAUGAGAGAGCUGUUAGUCAGUUCAAAAGGAACAUUUCCCAACGCAAGACUGCAGAGAAUUUAGGUCUUUCAACAUCUACAGUGCAUAAUAUUGUGAAAAGAUUCAGAGAAUUCAGAGACAUCUCAGUGCGUAAAGGGCAAGGUCAGAAACCACUGUUGAAUGCGCGUGAUCUUCCGAGCCCUCAGGUGGCACUGUGGAACCGUGUGCUGUGCUCAGAUGAGUCCACAUUUCAGCUAGUUUUCGGAAAAAACGGGUGUCGAGUUCUCCGUGCCAAAGAUGAAAAUGACCAUCCUGAUUAUUAUCAGCGAAAGGUGCAAAAGUCAGCAUCUGUGAUGGUAUGGGGGUGCAUCAGUGCCCACGGCAUGGGUGAGUUGCAUGUAUAUGAAGGUACUGUGGCGACCCAUUUCCUGGCACAUCCGAACCGGCUCACAAUUAGAUAGCCUACGGGGGUUUGCGAGCACAGAGCUUUGGAGCCUCUGCGCCACGGGGGGCAGGUUGAGGGAGGCUUAAAAGUGAGGCUGAGGAUUUCGAAUAAAGUUUUUCCUUCGACUGCAGUUACCGACUCAGUGUCGUAAUUUUAGCGCUGCGUGUAGCACACCGCUACAAUUGGUGACCCCGACGGUCCAAACGAUUUUUGGACCAGAAAUGACCGACGCCGCCUCUGUUCAUGCGGUUUCGUUGAAACUGCCGGGUUUCUGGACACAGCGACCGAACCUAUGGUUCCAGCAAGCCGAAGCCCAAUUCCACGUUUGCCAGAUCACCUCAGAAGACACCCGCUACUACUACAUGGUGAGCUCCCUCGACCGUCCCGACAGCCUGGCGGCACCGUGUUUUCGACUCCAUUCAUAACUUGGCUCAUCCCUCCAUCCGGAUGGUUUCUAGCAGGUUCGUUUGGCACGGACUCCGCAAACAGGUCAGUGAAUGGGCCAAAACGUGCAUGCACUGCCAGACGGCCAAGGUGCCGCCCCACCGCAGCAGUUCCAUCCCGCCCACCGGCGUUUCGACCACAUUCAUGUGGAUAUCGUGGGCCCCCUGCCAGUGUUGCGUGGAGCAUGGCACCUCCUGACUAUCGUGGACUAGUUCACUAGAUGGCCAGAGGCGGUCCCGCUCACCGACACCACCUCCGAAUCUUGCGCCCGAGCCCUGAUCACCACCUGGAUAUCUCGCUUUGGUGUACCGGCCCACAUUACCUCCGACAGAGGCGCCCAGUUCACCUCCAGCCUGUGGUCAGCUAUGGCCAGCCUUUUGGGGACUCAGCUGCACCACACCACUGCCUACCACCCACAGUCGAACGGGCUAGUGGAGCGUUUCCACCGUCACCUGAAGUCGGCCCUCAUAUCCCGCCUGCGAGGAGCCAACUGGGCGGACGAGCUUCCCUGGGUCCUACUCGGCAUCCGCACAGCGCCCAAGGACGACCUGCACGCCUCGUCGGCCGAGUUGGUAUACGGCGCGCCCCUGGUCGUCCCCGGGGAGUUCCUACCAGCCCCACGGGGGCAAGAGGAAGAUCCCGCAGCAAUCCUGGGCAGGCUACGCGAGAAGCUCGGUAACCUGGCCCCCAUACCCACUUCACAGCAUGGGCGCAACCUGACCUGCGUACCCAAAGACCUGCAGAACUGUUAUACAGAGGUACCUGGCAGGGUUGUCCUCUUAGUCCGCUGUUACUCAACCUGGCUUUACGACCUCUUGCUAUUGCUCUUCGGGACUCCAACAAUGUUCAAGCAUGCGAUGACGUCACACCCGGUUUCGCCGCGUCUUGGAGGAAAAUACCGGUUUGGAGAAACGGGAAGGAGGGGGCUCGCAUGUGCAGGAUCAGCGCGAGAAAAGUUUUCUUUCUAGAAGCAUCAGUGAAGCAACACCAUAAGUUCAUGAGAUAAUCGAUAUGUUGAAAUAAAAAUGUUAACGCUGAUUCUGUUAAAAGUAAUGACGGUGAUAAGGUUUAUGUUUUUGUUAUUUAAAGAGUUGCGGAUAGUUUGUGUUGAAGUGUAUUUAAUGCAGUUGAUGGCGUAGGUAGAUUCUGACUGUAUGUUGUACUUUAAUGUAAUAUAGUUGUUGUAGUUUUACUUUUGCAAGUAUUUAUGAUGUCAAUGUGAUAUCAAGAAGGAAACAAAUACUGUAUAUAUUUUGUAUUGUUUUAUCAACAGUUUUCAUCAUAUGUUAAUGUGGAAGAGUGAACAGUAAACGGUUAAUCUUACUGGGACCACCUCAUUGAUUGGUUUAAACUUGGUGUUUAGUUCAGAGUUCUUUUACACCUGUGCGAGAACACUACACCUUUAUUGCAGAAAUUUAAAAAGUACAGUGGUAUGGCUUUGCCAAACUUUAGCAUGUAUUACUGGGCAAUUAAUAUUUGAUAUAUUUCUUUUUGGAUUCAUUUCUCAGACAUACAUGACUGUCCUUUAUGGGUGGAUUUGGAGAAAAACUCAGUGAAGGGGUAUUCUUAAGCCUCUUUACUGGGAGCUCCUCUUCCUUUUUUGCUUUCUAAGAUUGGCAGUCGAGACCUUAAUCACAAUAUUAAACAGACAUUAAGAAUUGUUUCAGUUUCAGUUUAAUAAUUUUGUUCUUUCUAGUAAAAUCCAUUUCAGUUAUUUUUUUAAACCAUCAAUUUCUGAUCAGACCUUUUUAAUCUGGAAAACCAAAGGAAUAGUAACUUUUUUAGACUUGUUUAUAGGGGAUUGUUUAAGGUCUUCCACUCAGUUAGUGGACAAAUAUGACCUAUCUAAUGCACACUUUUUUAGAUAUUUACAAAGUAGGAAUUUUUUUUUUUACAUAGCUUACUUACAAAUUUUCACUCUACUUAUUUACCCAAUAUAAUAGAUACUCUUUAUCAGGUUAAACCAUUUCAAAAAGGACUGAUAGCUAUAAUUUAUAAAUGAUUAUUGAAUUUGCGUAUGUUUUCUAAUGACAAAAUUAAAGCUGCGUGGCAAUUGUAAUUUCGAGAGUCACUCUCAGAUAAUCAAUAGGAUAACAUUUUUCAUUUGGUAAAUACUUCAUCUAUUUGUGCCCGUCAUUCCUUGAUACAGUUCAAGGUAGUACAUCGGGCACAUAUGUCAAAGGAUAAAUUAGCCUGUAUCUUUUCUAAUAUUAAUCCUAUUUGUGACAGAUGUAAUAUUGAGGUGGCUACUUUAACACAUAUGUUUUGGUCUUGUAUCAAGAUAGAUAACUUUUGGAAAGAAGUUUUUAAAACUUUAUCAAAAGUCUUGAAUUUGGAUCUACAACCAAAUUUACUUACAGCAAUUUUUGGGAUCAUUCCAUCGGAAGCAGGAUAUAUUCCUGUUUCUGCUCAACGGAUGACAGCUUUUACAACUUUACUGGCUAGGAGAGCCACUUUGCUUAAAUGGAAGGACUCUAAUCCACCUACUGCUCUUUAUUGGCUUACUUCCAUUAUGUCAUGUUUAGAGAAAAUAAGAAGUUGGACAUUUGAUACAUCCUUUUAAUUUGAAGAAACUUGGUGACCUUUUAUUCAAUAUUUUCAUAUGGUUUGAUUUAUGGGUCUUCCAGUUACCUUCUCGAAACGUUGGAUUUGAUCAGAAACUUUCUUUUUUUUCUUGCUUUCACUCUCAGUAUGUGCUGACCAGUUCCUUUUAUUCCUUCUCUUUUUUUUUUGUUUAGUGGGGUUUUUAUGUAUAUAAAAAUUAUAAAAGUUU